AUGGACGUCAACAGGAGACUGGGGAUGAGGGACACUGUGUUGGCGCUCUUACUCGCUGUCCUGCAGGGACUUCCUCUCGGGGAAACGGCCCCGAACCCAUCCCCGCUGGUCGGAUCCAACUGGGGGAACCCGAGGAGAUACGUCCACCUGCAAACUUCCACGGACCUCAACAACUUCUACUUGGAGAUCAGGUUAGACGGCACCGUGUGCAAAACUACCACCAGGACUUCGUACAGUGUGAUUUUACUGAAAGCUGAAACGAGGGAGCGCGUGGCCAUCCUUGGCGUAAAAAGCAGCCGUUACCUGUGCAUGGAUGUGGAAGGCAGACCGUUCAGCUCCCCCACCUGUCUCAGAGACGACUGUCUCUUCAACCACAAGCUCCUGGAGAACAACAGGGACGUGUACUACUCCUGCCGGACCGGCAUCCUGUUUAACCUGGAGGGCUCCCGGCAGGUGUACUCGGUGGGUCAGAACCUGCCGCAGACCUCGCUCUUCCUGCCCAAGAAGAACACGGUGCCACUAGAGCGCCUCCUGCUGCUCAGGGGGAAGCGGAACGAGGUCGUGGAUCCAUCCGACCCGCACAACUUCUACCAGGGUCAGACCGAGGCGGGCUCGGACUCCCGGGCCGUGCCGGAGGAUGACACGGACCUGGAGGUGGAGGUGGAGGUGGAGACGGAGGCCGGGGACGACGGGCGUAACGUGUCCCGGGAGACGCCGAUGGCUCCGUCCUCCCACGACCCGUGGAACGCGCACUGGUCCAACCCGGCCAGUCCACGGAGCUCCGGGACCAUGGGGUGAUUUCACCUGUGGACGCGCUCCAUUUAACUAUAGGUACCUAUACUGUCAGUGUAGCCUCGUAGUUCAUCAUAAUAUGAAGGAAAAGGCAGAAGAAGAGUGCUUCUCUUCUUCGUCACUCUGCCUUCACCAUAAAUCAUUUUUAUUUUAUCCGUCAUUCAGCAAAGUAGUGUCUUUUUACACUGAAUGUAUGAAAAGUAUUAGACUUGACUCGCAGCCCUUUUGCACAGUUCACAUCAGAUCCACUCUCUUAUAUUAACAACAUCUGCUCUGAGAUCACAAACAUCACUUUCACUUUAAUCAAUCACAGACAUGUGAUCAAUAAUAUAAUCAAUAAUCAUAAUCAUAAUCAUAAUCAUUUGUACAUUCCCCCAAAUCAGGUUUGGUGAGAAGUGGAGUUUUAAUGGAUGGAGGUCCAGUGCGUAAGGAUUAGGGAGAAACAGGGACAUCUAAUGGUGAGACUGCAUAGUGCAACAUCAUGCAUGUCAGGGAACUACGGUGGCCUUUGCAUUCCAGAAAGGA
Molecule: messenger RNA, 1317 nt
Organism: Solea solea (common sole)
Lineage: Eukaryota; Metazoa; Chordata; Actinopteri; Pleuronectiformes; Soleidae
Gene: fgf23
Product: fibroblast growth factor 23
Exons: 3
Coding region: 1-798 (265 amino acids)
Biological process (GO): positive regulation of cell population proliferation; regulation of cell migration; fibroblast growth factor receptor signaling pathway
Cellular component (GO): cytoplasm
Molecular function (GO): type 1 fibroblast growth factor receptor binding; growth factor activity
Source: RefSeq, a predicted model, not a curated record